AUGUAAUUUUUAUUCAUAAUUUUUGGAUUCCAUAUUCUUCUAAUAUACUCAAAAUCUAAACCUUGUGAAAUACAGUAAAUGAGACCAAAAAUAUCAUGUCAAAUAACAAUAUAAGAUUGUUUUAUAUUGGAAGGAGAUGAGGAAGAUUAUUAUAAACUCAAAAAAAUUGAUAAAGAAAUUAUAUAAAAAUCUUUUACUAUUCCUUAUAAAGAUAUGCCUAUUUUAAUUAAAAUGUUCAAGUAAUUAGAAUAUAGUAUGAUCUAAUAUUAACUAAUUUGUUCAUUAAUUAAGAAUUACAAAUAUUAUANAUUCUAAACAUUCUCCUUACAUUUCUGUAAAUAUCUAAGACCAUUAAUGAAUAAAUAAUACUUGACAUUUUUACAAGUAAUUAAAUUAUGUUUACAAAAGAGUAUACUUUUCAUUUUAUAGACUAUUUUUGAUAUUAAUGUCUUGCAUUUGCUUAUUUUAAGGUCGAAUUAACAAAGAGUUUUAAGCAUUGUCCAUUAUUUUACUUUUAAAGAUAUUAAUUAUUGA
Molecule: messenger RNA, 534 nt
Organism: Paramecium pentaurelia
Lineage: Eukaryota; Ciliophora; Oligohymenophorea; Peniculida; Parameciidae
Source: the annotation of a GenBank genome assembly